This is a messenger RNA of Triticum dicoccoides, 1473 nucleotides long. RefSeq lists its product as uncharacterized. The transcript has a single exon. Bases 102 to 1220 code for a protein of 372 amino acids. NCBI's taxonomy places the organism in Eukaryota, Viridiplantae, Streptophyta, Magnoliopsida, Poales, Poaceae. The record is from RefSeq and is a predicted model, not a curated record.
UCCUCAGAUUUUCAGCCCAUCACUCAGCCGUAUCCUCGAAGCUGCGGGUGCCCGGAAAUGGCAACCGAAACCCGGCGACGAGAUCUCAUCCCCCUCGUGUCAUGUCACUCGUGCCCAACUCCUCCCCGUCACCGCUCCACUCGGCCAGCCAGAUCCAGAUGGCUGGCACGACUCGCCGGCCGGGCAAGCCGGCCCCGCCAUCUCACGCCGCGAAGCGGCUAGCACUGUGUCUGACCACCCGCCUCGCGUCGCUGGCCCUCCUCCUAUGCGCCGCCGCCGGCGUCCUCCUCUACUCCAAAACCACCCCGGCGUCCCAAAUCGUCGGCAGCUCAAAGGAAUCCAGUACGGCGUCGACGGCGCCCUCCUCCCCGACUAUGGAGACCAUCGAGGGCGCGCGCGCCAUCUGGGAGCUCCCUGCGGCGCCGGCCAGAGGGGUCCUCUUCUUAGCCCACGGCUGCCGCUGCCGCCCGGAGAACUUCUGGCCACCGUCCCAGCGCUGCCCCGGCUGCGUCGGGCUGCCGGAGGACGUCGCCAUCACGGACCGCGCGCUAAGGAGGCGGUUCGCGGUGCUGGCAGUGGCGAGCGCCGGGGACUGCUGGUCGCUGGGGAAGGAGGUGGGCGCCGCCAAGCGGGCGAUCCAGUCGUGGACCGCCAAGAACGGCCUUGGAGGCCUGCCAGUGGUCGCCCUCGGCGCGUCGUCAGGUGGGUACUUCGUCUCCCGGCUUGCGGCCAAGAUGAGCCUAGCCGCCGUCGUGAUGAUGAUCUCUGAGGGCGUGUUCGACCCGGCGGGAGCGCCGCCGGGCUAUCCGCCGUCCAUGUUCCUUCACAUGCCGAAGGACCAUAAGAGGGCCGCGCUAGUGGGAAGGAAUGCGAAGAUGCUGAGGAUCAAUGGCGUUGAGGUGAGGGAGCUUCAGAGCCUGGAGCUUCCUCUGACGCCGACGCUGCUGUCCGAUAGGAUACCAGGGCUGGAUCAUGGGUUGUCCGAAAGGAUUUGGAAGAUUUUCAGUGAGGAAGGGUUCAUUGAUGAUAGAGGGUACAUGAGGAAGGAUGGCCGGGCAACUCCAUGGAAGGAUGCAGUGGUGAAGAGGGGGUUCUGGGAGGAGGUAUCCCAGUGGGCUGAGCACAUCCAGGAGGAGCUGAAUCUUGCUUAUGGAUACCAUGAGAUGACAAGCUUGCAAGCUGACGAGAUGUUCAGUUGGAUUGAGGAGCACCUGAGCUGAGCUUUUGUUGUUGAUACUUGAUUAAUUGUUCGUCGCUCUGUCUGGCAUAUGGGCUUACCGGCUUAGGAUGAAAUGGUGCUAGUAGUUGCGUCGCAGAAGAAGAAACUGAUGUACUGGUUGGUGAAAUCGGAGAGGAAGCUGUGGGGUUUAGCUCUGGGAAUUCAUCUAACGUGAAUUGACACUGAACUACGGAACAUACAGGCAUAAUGUUAAGUAACAAAUUGACUUGAUGCGAAUAUGUGCAUUUCCUUCA